CUCCCUCCGCCUAAUGAGAUGCGUCAAAACCAGGCUCUCGCACUCUCCCACUUCUCCUCGUUCUCCCAAAACAUAUCACACAAUACCAUGACAUCCCCGCGCUUUUCCAAUACCAUCCUCGUUCCAGGAACGAGCGGCCAGAGCCCUUCCCUACAGACGUUGGGAGCGUUGGAUCAGCCAAGGAAGAAACGACCCCAUCGGAAGAGUCGGAAGGGAUGCGAUGCUUGUAAGCGACGGAAGGUCAAGUGUGAUGAGAGAGUGCCCUGUACGAAUUGCCUGCAGCGCAAUGAGCAGUGUUUCCAGCCACAUCAUAUCUCUGUUGCUAUUCCCAUCGUGGCCAAGGCAAUUGACCCGGUUCCGUGGAUCAACCUCAUGCAUCUCGAGUUGUUCCAUCACUGGGAUAAAGAAACGCGAUCGACCCUUGCAUUUCCCCAGAUCUGGCCCGUCGUCAUGCAGCAAGCCUUCCAUGUACCGCUACAAACCCACAUUUGUUAUACACUUGCUGACAUACAAUAGGAAGAUUUCGUCAUGUCGGCCAUCCUCUGCACUUCAGCAAUGCAUUUCUCUUCCCUCUGCCCCCACGAACCCAAAUACAGGGAUGCUUCAGGGCAUCUAAUGGCCAAAACCGUGCAAUUGUUUCGCAAAAACUUAUCCCGCCCCUUUAACAAGCAGAACUGCGAAGCACUCAUGGGAACAGCCCUCCUCGUCAACUACAUAUCAUGGUUCGACCUCGACUUCCUCCACGGCCAGACCAAACUAGACCUUUCGAAAGACCAAUUAUUCUUCCUGACCCCUGGAAUCAUUGAGCUCUGGUUUCGGUCGAUGCCCAUCUUCAUUGAUCAAGGGAGCAUCCUCGCUGACGUCGCGAGGCAUUCUCCGAGAUUUCAUAUCGAACAGGCUCUUGUUUCCUGGGGUCAUGAUCCGGAGCGUUUUGUUGGUUUGCUUAUGGACAUCUGGGAUGAUCCUCGGUAUCAGGGGGAGAGUGGCCCUCUGAAGAGUGACGAGCCGACGUCGUGCGCUUGGCGACUUCUUCUGGGCAUGGAGAAUCAGAUACCGCAUGCUUCCCCCAAGUCUCCUCUAGCAGAAGAAUCGUGUGAGGAGGACACACACAACCAGUCACUCACUCAUCUCAAAGAGGUCAUCACCGAUGUCACUGACAAGUUUACCUCCCCUACUCACCCCGCUGCCUCGAUGGUUCUAUCUUCCCAAUCCGACCGCUCAGUCUUCGAAACCCUCUUGCACCGGAUAUCUCCUCUUUUGUGCUGUGCAUCACUUGUGUCAGGCCCCAUGCGCUGUGACAUGACUUCUAUCAGUGCCGACAUUGAGGAGCUGUUCUUUGGGGUUCCGGUCCUUUGUUCUGGACCGAUUGCACGCUGGAUCAGUGAUGGAGACUCGAGAAUUCUCGUGUUACUGUGUCACUUUUACCGUGGUGCGCAGAUUCUACUUUCAAAAGAAAGAAAUUGGUGGGGAUAUACAAGGAGUUGCGUUAUGGAGCGCUUGAUACUGGAUGAGCUCAAGUCUCGUGGUCUUAAUGUUGACUUGUUAAUAUGAUGAUGUCUUCGUGACUUUGUAGCUCGCGAAACUGUAGCGAAAGAUGUUGCCCGUCACGUUGCGGAAUCAUAUAAUCUGUUGAGUGAAUGAUCAGAAUGGUGACAUCUCACAAUCCUUCAAUGCGAUGAGGCUCAGACUUCACGACAAGAGGCAUCAAUGAACCAAAACUAGUAGUAAAUGGAUAUCGCCAUGCAAAACUCUAAAAUGCAAACUAUUCAUACAUCUUCAUUAUUUAUACCGCUAAACUCCCCAGUCUUUUUUUUAUUGAUCCCUUGUCUCUUGAACAUUAGGAUUUCGCUCAUAACGCCAACGCUUUCCGUUCUCCUGCACAUGCCACCUUGUCAUGAAAGCACCCUCCUCCACCCACUGCGCCCACUCAACACCCCAUUUCUUCUCCACAGAGUCCAAGAAGGAGAGAUAGUCAAAGGCCUGGAUGGGGUCCUUUUCUAAGGGGUCGACCGAGAGGUCGCUGAGGCGCCACUCGGUGUUGUCGAUGAGAGGGACGCUGAGGUGACGGUCGGGAUAGCGGACGUCGCGCACGUUGAGCAUGGCUCGGCCGGGGUUGACGACGGUGAAGUGCCAUUGGGCUUGGCCUGUUUGGUUGUUGACCAUUUGCAUGGGGCGCAAGAGGGACUGGCCUUCGUAAUUUCCGACGAGCGACUCAGCGGCCUUGCGACUAACGCCUUCGAAUGAGCCACUCUCGAGCAUGAGAUCGAGGAUGGUCGGUAGAACUUGGGUGGAGUGAACGGCGUGCUCGACGUUGAAAGCGGGAAGAGAUGGGUGAGAGAAAACAAGCGGGACAUGAUCUGAUCCAACGCUAGGGUUGUAGUAAGGAGAGGCCUUGCCAUUCUCAACCAGCGAGACACCGUGAUCACCAAGGAAGACGAUGAGAGUCUCAUUUGCAACACCUUGAUUAUCCAACAUCUUGAGAACCUUGCCAAUCCACUUAUCAUCAUAGCUCUCAGCGUUGGCGUAAUGCGACAUCUCAUCAAUGUCCUUGCCAGCUCCGAUAGCAGUGUACGUCUCAUUCUUAGGGAUACCAUAAGCGUGAUGGCUCGUGCUGGUGAUAUGCGUAAGGAAGACACGACCGUUGUUCUCCUUGGCAUCAUUAAAGGCAUCGCGCAUGUAAUCCUCAAGAGGGUCCUCCUGGAAGCCAAAGUAGUUAAUGUCCUCCAGAUCAACACGGUGCUUGGCGUUCUCGCUGCGAAGGGAGUCUCGGUCCUGGGUGUUCUCCUCGGGGUAACCGCAGGCAGCCAUGAGCUUGUGAUGGUUGUCGUAGUGGAUCAUGGCGGUCUGGAAAAAGUAUGACUUCCACUUGGCAGCUGACUCGUCUUCGGCCUUGUUCAUGGCGUCGAAGAUGUGAGGGAGGCAGGGUUGGUAGAUGUGACGCUUGUAAUCGAGGUUGAAGUCGGCGAUGAGGGGGUUGAGACCGCAGAUGGUGCCGACGAGACUCUUGAGAGUGUAAGUACCGGAGGUGUAGGCGUUGCUGAAAUGAGCACCGCCACGCUUAGGUGUCUUGUCGUGCUUGAAACCAUCAUCGUAAUCGCCAGUGACAUAUCGGGCAUUAGGCAUCAAGUUCUUGAGUCUCUCUUCGACAUCCUCAGGAAUCUUCUUAUCGGGGUAAGAAUCCUUGAAUUUCUCCCACAUAUGACCACCCUUCUUGAAGGGGAAGAUGUCGUUCCUGGUACUUUCGAGCAGGAAGAGCAUGACAUGCUUGACAGAGACAUCCUUGAGCUUAUCCUUCAGCUCCUCCAGCACAGGCUGGUCGAGGUUGGAGAUCUUCAUGGGAUCCUUGGCGGCGUUGUAGUGAAGCUCGUUGGGUGUAUACCAGUCCUCAAAGCCAGCCAGAGGCUUACCCUUGGGCAGCCAAUCCAUCUUUGGGGGCUCGCCAAGGGCUGACUUCUCAUCCCACUGGUGCUGGAUGCCGACUUGUUCAAACUUGGAAGGGAGUUGGUCGAGGAGUGGUGCGGUUGAUGAGACGUCGACGAAGGGAAGGAGACCAGUGGUCCAUGAGAGGAAGAGGAGAGAGCGAUCAUCGGGGCGCUCGAGUAACAAGACCAUCAUGGCGAUAGUGAAGAGAGACCAAAAGAAGUAUGGCAUGCCGUAGUGAAUGCGCCUCACGGUGGAAGGCUGCACUCGGACGCCAAAAGUGCUGACUCGUUGGGAGAUUCGAGAAUACAGAGUUUGCGAUUUGCCAUGCUCGACAAAGUCCUCCAGCCAAGCCUCAUCAUCAACAUCGUCGUACUGGUUCUCCUCGGCAAUGACAGGCUCAGGAUCGGGAAGAGGACUGUAGAUGUUUCGCUUUCUCAAGAAUCGGUUUGUCGCAGUUCGCGCCAUAGCCCAAGGGAAAUGGAGCAUAUCCGCACCCCACCCAAACACUCUAUAGCACACAUUCUGAAGCAGCCAAGCAAGGACGAUCAAGCAAGAAGCGACCAAGAUGAAGGUCACGAGACCAGAAAGGAAGAUAGCUCUUGAAGUAGGGUCCGACACAAGGUUGAGGUUUCGCCAGUGGAUCUCGGCGCCGGAGACGAGGUAAAAAGUAAUGGAUAUUAACGAUAGAGCGACGUUGUAUAAUAUUAAUAAACCAGCGACUGCUGUAGUGGCGUAGUGUAGUAUUUGGGUCCUGGGCGACCAUUGAUCGAGGAGGAGUCGGAUUAAAAGAAGGACGAGAAUAUCUUGCACGAAGAAUGUACUGAAAAAGGUGAAUAAUCGACCGGUAGCGACGGCGUUUCGGUGGCUGUGGAUGUGGGCGAGCUUGGAUGCGAAGAGGGCUGAGACGGCAAAAGUAAAGAUGAAUGGGCGAUUGGCAAGACGAGCGCCCAACCUCGUGAGCCAAGAAGGUAUGCAGACCAUGUUUGAUAGACAGCCGUAGAGGCUAAAAAGAAAAAAAGAUAAGAUAAAUGAAUGAGAGUAUAGGAAUCACACUGAUCACAUAUAAUGCUUAUAAGAAAAAAUGUCACCUCAGAGCUGAAAGCCAAGCACCAUGAUCGCCGUUUUGUUCUAGAAGAAAAAGACAAGAAGCUCGAGACAGGAAAUCGAAAAUGUGGAGAAACAACCGGGAACCCGGGACUGUUAUAACAGAUUUUCUGCCAUCAUCGUCUAUGGCUUUUUAAUUAGCUGCGGCGUCUACCUAAAAGCUCUGACCGAGCGUAAAAAAAGCG
Messenger RNA from Fusarium odoratissimum NRRL 54006, 4712 nucleotides. RefSeq lists its product as uncharacterized. NCBI's taxonomy places the organism in Eukaryota, Fungi, Ascomycota, Sordariomycetes, Hypocreales, Nectriaceae. The coding region runs from base 529 to 1551 and encodes 340 amino acids. The record is from RefSeq and is a predicted model, not a curated record. The transcript has 2 exons. Gene Ontology annotation, biological process: regulation of transcription by RNA polymerase II. Gene Ontology annotation, molecular function: DNA-binding transcription activator activity, RNA polymerase II-specific; zinc ion binding.